Molecule: messenger RNA, 2782 nt
Organism: Brassica napus (rape)
Lineage: Eukaryota; Viridiplantae; Streptophyta; Magnoliopsida; Brassicales; Brassicaceae
Product: protein DMP4-like
Exons: 1
Coding region: 1689-2333 (214 amino acids)
Biological process (GO): endomembrane system organization
Source: RefSeq, a predicted model, not a curated record
CAUGCAAAAUAAAAGAGAUAACCAAACCAAAGUGUAACCGAACUAAUUCCGACUGAUCUGAACCAUACCUGAAAAGAACCAAUUCUAGUGACUAGCUCUUGGACUAAACAUUCUGGUGUAACAUGUGGUUAUGAUUUCUCAUCCCACAUGGACAGUCGACUUGAAAUGAAGUUGAAACUAAGAGUUUGGUAGUAAGAAAACAAGAUACGAAGAUACCUAAUCGUAAUGUAAUGGGACAUUAUUGACUCGUCCAUCAGGAACUCGGACAUUUUUUUUUUGAAACACAUUCAUAUUAUUAUAUAGACUCGCCAAUGUUUGUUGGGGCCAUUAAUACAAUUUCAGCACAUAAAAUCUGCUCGGACAUUACCCGCGGUAAAAUAUAAGUAAAAUAAAUUUCUUACAUAUGCUUGCGGAAUCUCAAAUUCUACAAUCCUAGAUUUUUGGGGAAGAUCAUCUACGAGCUUCUAGCUACAUUAAGUGAACAUAUAAAAAAAGAAGAAGUAAAAAGUGAACAUAAUAAUUUGCCAAACCCCCAAAAAAAAAGAAAGAAAAGUUACCUUGUUCCACACGGGGCCAAGUUAGUAGGUCCACCGUUAUGACAAGAUCUUUCCUUCCAAGCCUCAUCAAUGACAUCGGGAUGUUUAUUGUUUCGUACACUAGACAAUUCCCAUUUUCAUAAUAUUCUGCUUUAUAUUCUUCUUUUUUUUCUUGUUUUUUUUUUGAGAAAUGCUUUAUAUUCAUGCGGAUUUAUUAUUUCUUAUGAAAUACAGCAAAGCGAUAAAUCAAGCAAAAAUUAGAUUAUUAUGGACAUCGAAAUAAUGUGAAAGUUGAAAGUAAAUGUCAGAAAUAAAAUUACUCAAAUCGGUAGAAUAAUACGAGCAAAAUAUGUAACGUGCAGGUCUCAAUGCGUGUCUUAUAUGACUUUCGUCUUUCGUAAUCUGCGUUAGUUAUAAACUAUGCACAACAGUUAUCUAAUAAUUUAUUUGUUUCUACAGGGAGUUAAGCACUUUGCGUUACCAAACAGUUUUAACCGAGUAAUAAUUUAUCUAAAUUUUGUUACCCAGACGGCUAGACCUUACUUGACCUCCACGAUGUUAACUAUCAGUGUUAUUAAAAGACAUUACGAGAUACUCGAAAGAUUCUCAAGUCACACAAGCAAAUAUGAUCAUGAUCGAAGUUAUUAAUAUAAACUGUAGAAUAUAUAUUACUAUACGACGCUCGCCUAAUUGACAUUUGACACAGUCCAACUAAGAAUCCCACUAUGAUUUUAUGAAAUCAAUUAAUCUAAACAUGAAAAGAUAUAAAAGAUUUAGAAACAACAUGGAGGAUUGUUAAUGCGAUAGUUGUAAUCAUCACACAUGUCAGGAAGCUCCAUGGAAACUCAAAAUAUUAUAUUCAAAUACACGUAUCAGAAUACUAAAAGUUUAUCUAAAACACGAAUACUAAUCUCAUCUUAAAUAAAAAAGGUUGUGCCAGAUAAACAUACUUCACUUAUUAAACGAAGACUUUGUUAAGUCUCAAAUGUUACUUGCAAGGCAUAAGAAAAAAUUGCAAAGUAGCUUCUCGCACCUCUCUUAUAUAUCCUCUACGAACUUAAAUUUCAUCAUUAUUCCUUUUUCCAUCAGAAAAUCAUUUCCCAAGGCCAAAGAAAAACAUAGAGAAUUAGAAAAGCAAAAAGUUUUGAAGAUAUGGAGAUCAAAGUUGUUGAAGAUCAUCAACUAAGUACUAAAGAAGAUAUCGAAAAGCCACUUCUAGAAGAAAACAAAGGCUUUCCCGAUGUAGAAAGAACAACAUGGAUACAAAAGGCAAUAGGACAAACAUUUCAAACCACAGCCCAUUUAGCUAAUCUCUUACCAACAGGAACUGUUCUCGCGUUUCAGCUCUUAUCUCCAAUUUUUUCAAACGGUGGUCAAUGCGAUUUAGCUUGCAAGAUCAUGACAUCAAGCCUAGUGGCGAUAUGUGGAUUCUCUUGCUUCAUACUUAGCUUCACAGAUUCUUACAAAGACAAAAACGGUACAUUUUGCUACGGAUUUGCAACAAUCCAUGGGUUUUGGAUCAUUGAUGGAUCCGCAACGCUUCCUCAAGAGUUAGCUAAAAACUAUAAACUAAGGUUUAUAGAUUUUGCUCAUGCAUUCAUGUCGUUUUUGGUGUUUGGUGCGGUGGUUUUAUUCGAUCGGAAUACGGUGAACUGUUUUUAUCCGGCACCGUCAGCGGAAGAGUUGGAGGUUCUCACGGCGUUGCCGGUAGGCGUUGGGGUGUUUUGUAGUAUGUUGUUCGCAACAUUUCCUACAACACGCAAUGGUAUUGGUUUUCCAGUUCCUGGUAAUAAAUGAUACCAGCAACAUGUUUACUUAUUUGUAAUUUGUUUGAUUCUUUCUUUAAUGAUCUCUUUACAUUACAAGGACGCUUCUAACAGAGAUGUACUCAAGUUAUUUAGAAAUAAUUUAUGCUACAAAUAACAUUUAUUGAUUUUGAAUAUGCAUAACUGAACAAAAUAAAAUAAAAAAGAGAGGUAAUUUAGAUUACCUCAUUUGGGGCCUCAACAAUGGUUGGGACACGGUCACCAGAAAGUUCUGGGAAUAAAUCUUUCCAUAUGAGAAAGAAGAAGCCGCACAGAGAUAACUCCGGCGCAGAAUCACCAGAUUAUACUGGGAAGGAUCACGAGCCUUAUUGCUCGGAAGUUGGGUACCAAUAUGGUAUCGAACCCUGGUGGGAGUUGUUACUCAAGUGAGACUCUACCACUUUGAACGGGCUCGAAUUGGUGGCAUUAGUUGUAUUUACU